Molecule: messenger RNA, 1972 nt
Organism: Labrus bergylta (ballan wrasse)
Lineage: Eukaryota; Metazoa; Chordata; Actinopteri; Labriformes; Labridae
Gene: cbx8b
Product: chromobox homolog 8b
Biological process (GO): negative regulation of transcription by RNA polymerase II
Cellular component (GO): PRC1 complex; chromatin
Molecular function (GO): chromatin binding
Source: RefSeq, a predicted model, not a curated record
UAUUCGGAGUAUUAUGGUCUGUCGGGAAUUCAGAGUGGAGAAAAAUAUCUGCUCGGCUAGCGUUAGCUGUGCAGCAAGCUAACGGGAGGUCGUUAGUGGAGUAAACAUGGAGCUGUCUGCUGUCGGGGAGAGGGUGUUCGCAGCCGAGUCUAUCAUCAAACGGAGGAUAAGGAAGGGUCGGAUUGAAUACCUUGUAAAAUGGAAGGGCUGGUCUCCCAAAUACAGCACUUGGGAACCAGAGGAAAACAUUCUGGACUCCCGCCUGUUCGUCGCGUUUGAGCAGAGAGAGCGUGAAAGGGAGCUCUAUGGGCCAAAAAAGAGAGGACCGAAACCCAAGACAUUUCUGCUCAAGGCCCAGGCUAAAGUUAAAGCCAAGUCCUAUGAGUUCAGGAGUGACGCAGUGCGAGGGAUGCACAUCACCUACCCAACCCCAGAGCUGAUAGUCACCCCCAGAGCCAGAGAGGGUCUGAGGGCCGUUGUUCCCACCAUCUUCCCUCCCAGCACUGUCAACCGUGGGGAAAGUGUUCGUCACCGACCACCAGAACUUAGCAUCCGCGAGUACCAGCAGCCCUUCCUUCAGCAAACCAGCUCAGACGGACUCAUCCAUGCACCUAAAAAAAGAGGCCCAAAGCCUAAGCCCCGUUUCAAGGACGUCAGCUGCAGACCUUUGGCCCCUGAGCCACACAGGGGGAGAGCAGAGUCGCAGCUGGGCCAGUACAAGGUGCCAAAAUACCAGGGGGUGGAGGAGAUGAGGGUGGUCAGAGUCGCCCAUAGACAUCCAGAAAGUCAUAAACACCACCACCACCCCCACCACCAUCACCACACACACAACAUAGGAGCCUCAGGUGGAGGUUCCCACAAGCAGUUUUACGCAGACCGCGGCCUGCACCCACACAGAGUGGACAUGAACACACACGGGACUAAGGACAGCUCCAGCUACCUGGCUCCUGCACACUUCAAGCACCGGUCCAAAAUGAGCCAGAACCCGAGUCGCCCACUGGAGCUCCCACAGAUGGAGAAGCCCUACUUCUUAGACAGGCCGUCUCCCACCAGGCUCGACGCACAAGUGGAUGAGGUGACGUGGAAGCCCUCCCUCGGUAAUGUGGAGAAGGUUCUGGUGACCGACGUGACCACCAACUUCCUGACUGUCACUAUCAAAGAGAGCAGCACGUCCAAAGGCUUCUUCAAAGACAAAAGAUGAUCGCUGGAAUGAUUUUUCUCUACGCUUCGCUUUGCUUUCUCUGAUCUGCAUCAGAAUCAUUCAAAGUUUAUACAGAGUGUGAUCAUUAGGAAAAGCUGUUUUGUAUGAAAUGUAUAAAAGCUAAAUAUGUUAUGUGCAUUUGUAUAUAUUAUAAAGUGGGACGUCUGUUUAUUGUAUUGACCAAAUCAAACAUUUCACAUUUUGCAUUGGUUGAACAUGAAUGGGUUGCACAUUUUCUUUGCAGCACUUAGCUACUUUGUGUACAGAGCUUGUGAAUUUAACUAUUUUUUCAACUGCAACUAACUAGAAUGUAUUUUUGUCACUCAGAUAUCUUCCAGCCUGCGCUCAUCAUGCUAAGAAUAUGUGUGAAGUGAGGCCAGGCUUGAAUAUUAAAUUCAAUCUGUGUGUUGAAUAUUUAUCUAUAAAUUGAACCUAUUAGACUGAAGAGACCCUGUUUAAUUAUAGAAUGAUUAUUUAAAGAAUGGACUCAAGCACUUUGAAUUGGAAAGUAUUAUGAAGGAGGAAUCCAUUUGGGUUGCUGCGUUCAAAGACCGAAUUGGACUCCCGAGUUUGUUGCGUCUUUAACAUUUCUUAAGAGAAGAAUGAAUGAAUAAAUUCAUCAUGGAUACCGUGUUGGGAUAACUCUAACAUUCACCAAUAACAUAGUAGGCUAUAUUUUACAUUUUCAUAAAAAAAGUUCGCUCUAAUAAAUGGAGUUGGUGUCAAAUAGCUUUGUAGACGCUGUUGAAAUAAAUCCUUUGAAUAUUCUCA